Messenger RNA from Anguilla rostrata (American eel), 1749 nucleotides. Its product is annotated as pituitary homeobox 1-like. Gene Ontology annotation, molecular function: DNA-binding transcription factor activity, RNA polymerase II-specific; RNA polymerase II cis-regulatory region sequence-specific DNA binding. The record is from RefSeq and is a predicted model, not a curated record. The coding region runs from base 175 to 987 and encodes 270 amino acids. Gene Ontology annotation, biological process: regulation of transcription by RNA polymerase II; anatomical structure morphogenesis. Gene Ontology annotation, cellular component: nucleus. NCBI's taxonomy places the organism in Eukaryota, Metazoa, Chordata, Actinopteri, Anguilliformes, Anguillidae. The transcript is spliced from 3 exons.
UUUAUCUUCCGCGGAAGCGGAGUUCUCAGUUGCGUGUGAGAGCUAGAUGUGUAAAAGUAGGUGACAGGUAGUGACUGCUUAGAGGCAGAUUCUGCAUAAUUUUACCAUAACAUGGCAGAGGUUUGAAAGCAAAGCUAUAAAAAGAGGCGAAUUGGUGGCUUACUUUAUUUAAUUAUGCUAUUACAAAGAUAUUCUUCCGAGGGUGGGAUGGAUUUGAACGGAUCCCCAGUGAAAUCGCCAAGUGACGAUUCUACCUUUCACCUUGCACGAACUUCGAGCAGCAUAGGUGAAACAGAGCAUUCAAGCGGCGAGUCAUCGGACACCGACAUAACAGAGAAGGAGCAUGGCACGGAGCCCUUUGGAGGGGACGGGAGUGGAGACGAUCCCAAAACAAAGAAACAGCGAAGACGGAGAACUCACUUCACUACCCAGCAGCUACAGGAGCUUGAGGGAACCUUUCAACAAAACCGCUACCCUGAUAUGAGCACCAGAGAAGAGAUCGCCUUGUGGACCAACCUCACAGAAGCCAGGGUUCGGGUGUGGUUUAAAAAUCGCAGAGCUAAAUGGAGGAAGACUGAGCGUAGCCAGGCAGAGAUGUGUAAGAGCAGCUGCCUGCCCCAGCUUGGCGUCCUGGCACAGCCCUAUGAGGACAUAUACCGGCCCUACGCCUACACCAGCUGGAACGGCAAGACCCUGCCGCCCACAUCCCUCCCCUUCUACAACACCAUGAGCCCACACCCGUCCCAAACCAUGUUCCCCUCCCCCAGUGCCCUGUCUCCCAUGAGCCUGCCCCCCUGCACGGGACACUCUGCUCUGCCCGCCAUGUCCGCCACGCCCUCGGCGGGGCUGAGCAGCCUCGGCGGCUCGCCGCUCGGUUCGGCCAUGUCUUCUCCCGCCGGCCCCGACGCCUCCACCGUCCCGCCAUACGGCAUUUACCGUGACGUCACGCGGGGCCUCCGCGCGGCGUUUACCGCGUCACUGCGCUGAGGCCGAACACUGAGCGCCUCCCUGAUCUGCGUGCCUGUCAGUACCCCGGCAGGCCUUCUCAGCGUACUCUGGACAGAGGAGCACUUAAACAAACAGACCACGGUUCAGGUACUUUCAAAUGGAUUAUGGGAGUUGAAAACUUGCAUAAUGCCACUUUGGACUGUUUUUGGAAAGCAUUUUUAAACAUCUUUCAUCCCCCUAUUUUUUAUUUGUUGGUUUCUAAAUUCUAGAAUGCAGGGUCUCAUUUGCUGGCCCCAUCCACUGUUACAACGUGAUCCUUAAAUUCAAGGCAAGGCAGCCGUUGCUUCUUUUCAGCUGGCAGUCCAGCAGAACUCAGGAUGGCAGAAUGAAAAGCUGAGGACAAGCAGGUCACAGGCAGAGGGAGUGAGGGCCAAGAGAAGGCCGACUGCCAGUCCCCAAUCAACAAGAGGAGUCCUUCCUCAGGGAGUCAUGCCAGUUAGAAUCGUCCCACCCUGGUCAAUGCGGUGUGCACCACCUUGUUGGACUGCCAGCCAAUAUUGACACUGUCACAGUAAAGGACACACUACAAUGGUAAAGUCAACACUUCUUUCGUUUGUAUACAUAUGUAAGAAUUUGUGUACCUUUGUUCAAAUAUGCAGAGGUACCACAUCCCUGUUUACUGAGAAAAGCACUUCAUCAGAAAUACUGUUUAUAUUCAUCAUUUAGAGUAUACAGACUGCUUCGUUGUAAAUUCAGCUGUUUCGCAUGUACUGUUUCGAUACCAAUAAAAAGCUGAAUCCA